CGGCAGCGCCGGGCCUCGCCCCUGCCCCCGAUGCCCCGCGGCCGAGCGGCGGCGCUGCUGCUCCUCCUCCUCGGCGCCGCCGCCCUCGCCUACGGCCUCUCCCGCCGCGGCCCCCGACAACGGCGCCUGCGCGAACAGAGAAGAGAGCAGCGAAAGGCCCCGGAGCGCGGUGCACAGCCACCGGACCCACCGAGGGAUGAGACGCCGCCAGAGGUAUUCCUGCGGGAAAUGCAGCUGGGAGAGCACUCGCUAGCCAGAGAACACGGCCCCGGGGCCGUCCGCCUCAACCAGGCGGCGGUGACGGGCGGGCAGCUCCACGGACCGCCGCGGGUCUUCCGGCGAGUGCUACCCGUGGGCUUCUUCGACACGUUCACCUGCCCGAAGCCCGUCGAGUGCCAGCCACCCGAAACCCCAACGGAGGAAGAGGAAUGUCCGGAAGCGGACACGGAAUGAGACGCGGGGGCAGCGGGUCCGCUUCCUCGCCGCCCCACGGCGGCUCAGUGAUCGGAUGCCAACUGCGCGUUUUCCAUUUCUUUUACUGUUUGGGGUAAACACGCGCCCUUCCUGGGUCCCACGCGAUCGGACGGGUCCGGCCAUAAAAUCGGCCGCCACGACGCAA
This is a messenger RNA of Ornithorhynchus anatinus (platypus), 619 nucleotides long. It is a transcript of the gene TOMM20L, whose product is annotated as translocase of outer mitochondrial membrane 20 like. Bases 31 to 453 code for a protein of 140 amino acids. The record is from RefSeq and is a predicted model, not a curated record. NCBI's taxonomy places the organism in Eukaryota, Metazoa, Chordata, Mammalia, Monotremata, Ornithorhynchidae. The transcript is spliced from 5 exons.